UUUAAACAAGUUGACCUGUAAACCAGUCUGUGUUUACUGACCAGGGGAAAAUAUCACCUGUAAGCGCUUCACUCCGCGGUGUUUUGUUAUCGGAGAACCGAUUCUGAAGUGAUUCGGAUGGGAUACGCUAAGAUAAGCUAGGGAGCCUCAUCACUGAAAGGGUUGUUGAAUGCAAGCUUCUUUAAAACUUUUAAACCUGUUUUCUUUGGAUUUUCAAGUGUUUAAGACCCCAGGUUUUGUCGGGUGGAAUAGUAAUUCUGGAUGCCGUGCUUGAAGCUUGAAGACAUUUUGUCCGAAAAGGAAACGGCGCUAUGGAUCCGUCAUCUCCACCCGAGCAGGAGACAGGAAACUGCACUAGUGACGGAGGAAGUUUGACGGAGGAAGUCCACCUGCGCCGCUUCCUGUGCUACGGCUCAGAGAGCGCCACCUACAGAGCGCGCGAGCAGAAGAACCCGUGCCUGGAGUGCGUCACGUCCCUAACCGGGCUGCUCGAGGCUGGACGAGGCAGCGAGGCGGUACAGGAGGUGCGGAACAUCAGCAUGAGGGGAGGAGUCAGGAGCUCGGGCCCCGCCCUGUUCGCCCUGGCCGUGAUCUCGCAGCACUCGGAUGUGGAGGCCAAGCGAGCGGCGUACGGCGUGCUGAAGGAGGUGUGCGCUUCCCCGAGCGAGCUUUUCAGUUUUGUUCAGUAUAAGAAGGAGCUGAGCGGCGCCGGGCAGCGCGGCAUGUGGGGCCGAGCGCUGAGGAAAGCCGUUGCAGACUGGUACAAUGGACGCGACGCUCUCACACUGGCACACCACGUCACCGCAUGUAAGAGGAAAGGAGGCUGGUCUCAUCAGGACCUGUUCCGAUUGGCGCAUCUGAAGCCGGCCAGUGAUGCCAUCACUUUGGUGAGUAAAUACGUGACGAAAGGCUGGAAGGCGGUGCAGGAGAUGUACGGGGAGCAGGAGAAGACCGAAGACGUGAUGAAGGUGUUCAUGUAUCUGGAGGCUGUGGAGAAGAUCAAGCACACGAGCGAUGAGCUGGAGGUGGCGCAUCUGAUUGAGGAGCACAAACUGGAGCGGGAACACCUCCUCACUAAACACCUCAAGUCCCGAGAGGUGUGGAAAGCUCUGCUGAAGGAGAUGUCCCUUUCCACGCUGCUAACACACCUUGGGAAAAUGAGUGCGGAUAAACUCCUGUGCUCUGGAAGUGCGGAGACGGCCGCAGUGUGUGAGAGGAUUCAGGAUGAGCACGCUCUGCUGAAGGCUAAAACUCAUCCGCUUGGCGUUCUCCUGGUGGCGGAGAGCUACAAGCGAGGUCACGACAAGCGAGGGAAGUUAAAGUGGAAGCCAAACAGAGACGUCAUUCAAGCGCUAGACUCCGCCUUCUGCAAAUGUCUCUCAAACGUCGAGUCUACGGGGAAGCGCUUCGUGGUUGGAGUGGACGUGAGCUCUCGACUCGGCAGCGUUGCUCUCGGCAGCUUCAUCAGCACGGUGACCAUAGCUGCAGCCAUGACCAUGGUGAUCACACGGACCGAGCCCAGUGCCGAGGUGGUGCUGUUUUCGGAGGGAGCCGUCGUUCCAUGCGCCGUCUCGGCCGAUUCGUCUCUCCUCCAGAUAACCAUGCAGUUGGUGCAGGUGUGCAGCAGCUGUACAGAUUGCGCUCUGCCGAUUACCUGGGCUUCGGAAAACGACAAAGUGGUGGACGUGUUUGUUAUUUUCACCAAUAACGAGACCUGGCCUGGGAGGUCGAAUCCAGCGCAGACUCUCAGGACGUACAGACAGAAAUUCGGCGUAACCGCGAAGCUGAUCGUCUGCGGCAUGACGACAAACAGCCUUAACCUGGUGGAUCCGGACGACGGAGGCAUGCUGGAAGUCUGCGGGUUCGACUCGCACACCGCCGACGUCAUCCGCGACUUCAUCACAGGAGUCAUAUGAGAAAGGUGCAUCAUGGGAAAGCGAAAUGACACCAUUUUUAAACCUCCAGCAGGCUGGACGGAGAUUUUAGCGGUUAAACACUUCACGAUUCCGCUGCAACACUGCAUUCGGUUUUAUGGAAUAUAUAUUAUACACAUUUAUUUUUGGUAUGGGGGAAAAUUCCUGGACAUAGUCAUGCGACUAGAGGAUGUAGCGUGUAGGUAGCAAAACUCUUAAGCUAACGACUGAAGAUGCAGAUGAAUCUGUUUUUUUUUUUUUAUUACUAUUAUUUGUUAGCGUGUUUUUUUCGGUAACAUUUUCUUGUGGCAGUUUAAUGAUCUACUACUAGCACCACAAAAAACGUCUGUCUUGAAUUGUGUUGUCGCUGUGUCAGUGUGGAUUGGAUUGAAUUGAAUAUCCUGAUUUUUUUUUUCUUUUUGGCGAGCACUUUUUGUUAACAUUUAUUAGAUUGAAAAAACAUUUUAACAUUACUAAAUUUAUUUAAGACACGUGUUUUGAAGUUAUCAAUGCAGAUAUCAGUGCAGUACUUUUUUCCAUCUAGUCUGUGUGUGAUAGGCGUUUCUAAGCCGGAGUGGGCGGAGCUUAAAUGUGUGUUCAACUGACCAAUUGCUAACUUGAAAUCUUAUGACGUCACAACUUUGGCUUUGGGAGGAAGAAGUAACGCUUCACCGUGCCUCACUUUUAUGCCAAAUACCAGGUUCCUGAGGUUCGGAUUUAUUCUCAGCAUGGUCUCGUUUGCACUUGGCUAGUCACAUGCAACUUAAGCCCCGCCCAUUUUGUCAGCGUGGGAACAUUUUACAUAUAUUUACAGUGAUAGUUACUAUUUUUCUUUUAUUAUAAUUAUUAUUAUUAAUAGUUAGACCAGAGUUCAUUGACAUCAUUAACUAAUAACGAAUGAAAUCUAAAUGUAGCCGCUAGUUAGCUAGCCGCCAAAUUCUGUUAUGCUAGCAGCCAUGUGCUGAUCAACGGCUGGAAGAUUUCUUUCUUCCUUUCUCAGAACUCCCUCUCGCAGAAGCUAGCUAGAUAACUAGCUAAAGUGGUGGAUUAGCCAAGUGUUUCUGUCGAGAGUGAGCGAGUAAAGAGAUUUGGAACACAGCUGUUGUUAGCAACAGUAGCACUUUAGUUGUAGUUUCAGGAGGUUUGAACCGAACUGUGAUGUUAGCUGAUGAUCAUCUGGAACGUUGAACAAAGACUGAGUCUGGAGUCGAUGAGUUUCCUGCGAAAUGAUAAAGCCGCACUGUGAUCGCUGUAACUGUAGAGAAUCCUGCUUCGUACCUAUCCUUUAAGCCCUCGCUGCGCUGCCAGUGAAUCGCUGUAGCCCACACCACGACGCCUGGAAACAGCCAACACUUAAUAAAAGACCUUUUUAAAAAAAUAUCUACAGCACGAGUAUUGUUUUGUUUGUUCUCACUGUGUCGUGUGACCGUGUUUCCACAGAAGCCGGAUGGAAACAUGGGGUGCUGAUACUUCUAAUCUUGUAAAAUACAGCAAAAUGUUUGAGUCGAAAGCAUCAGAGAAAACUUGAAUCCAACCAGUGAUACAGUUUAAGGCUGAAUUUUUAUCAGAACAGAAUUUUAAAAUGGCAUCAAGGGACCACCACAUUUAAAAAAACACACACAAAAAAAAUCAGAGAUAGAAAAUACUGACUGAACAAGGAAAUGGUGUUUGAAUUCUUUACUGGUGAGUGUUAUUAUUAAUAGACGUACACUAUAUAUCAAGUAGGAAGUCAAUGGGGAUGAAACUAGUGCAAGUCCACUGGAUGAUCCCUAAUCUAGGGCCCUUACACGAAGUGUCAAAUCACACUAUAUGUUCAUAAAGGAGUCAUUCGGGAUUCAGCUCCGUGUUCCCUAUACAGAGAGACUAUACAGGCUGUGAAAUAAGGGAUUUUGCACCUCAAAAAGUGCACAGUAUGUCAAGUGGGAAGUCAUUUGGGGAUACAUCUCUCUACUCCCUACUUAAGUGCACUAC
Messenger RNA from Hemibagrus wyckioides, 3884 nucleotides. RefSeq names its product Ro60, Y RNA binding protein (gene ro60). Lineage: Eukaryota; Metazoa; Chordata; Actinopteri; Siluriformes; Bagridae. Bases 312 to 1916 code for a protein of 534 amino acids. The transcript has 9 exons. The record is from RefSeq and is a predicted model, not a curated record. Gene Ontology annotation, molecular function: RNA binding. Gene Ontology annotation, cellular component: ribonucleoprotein complex.